UGAGGCCAUGACAGUAAGAGCUGAGCGGAGCCGCGCAGGAUAAAGCCCCACAGGGAGGAAAUUAGCAGUUCGCCCGUAUUUCUGCCCCUAAACCCGCCACCCAAUAAAGGGUCCCAAUGACGCGUCGGGUCCUAGAGCGCCCCUGUACUCUGGCCAUGCUUAUUGGCUUCCAGUUUGCCUUCAUGGUCUACUUCUCCUUCGGUGGCCUCCGCAGCCUGAGCUUUAUCUUCGGCCGCUUCGCUGAGCCCAGUUUCGAUUACAGCCGCACCCAGGAUGUCUACAGCAACCUCUCCCUGGUCAAUUCCAUGGGGGGGCCCCGCUUCGAGGAUGACAUCCUGCUGCCUAGGUGCCCGGAGAGGUCCCCUUAUUUGGUGGGCCCCAUUUCCGUCACCUUUACCCAAAACCCCACCCUCAAAAAAGUUCAAGAUAAGAACCCCCUGGUGACGAGAGGCGGGGAGUACAAGCCCCCAAACUGCGAGGCCCGGCACCGUACGGCCAUCAUCAUCCCUCACCGGAACAGAGAGACCCACCUGCGGCACCUACUCUAUUACCUGCACCCCUUCCUGCAGCGCCAGCAGCUCCACUACCGCAUCUACAUCAUCAACCAGGCAGGUAACGCCACAUUUAACCGGGCCAAGCUGCUGAAUGUGGGGGUGAAGGAAGCCCUGCGGGACGAGGAGUGGGACUGCCUGUUCCUACACGAUGUAGAUCUGAUACCCGAGAAUGACUACAACCUGUAUGUGUGCGACCCCUGGAACCCCAAACAUGCCUCGGUAGCCAUGAACAAAUUCAGCUACAGCCUGCCAUACCCUCAGUAUUUUGGGGGAGUCUCUGCCCUGACCCCAGACCAGUAUAUGAAGAUGAAUGGAUUCCCUAAUGAGUACUGGGGAUGGGGAGGAGAAGACGAUGAUAUUGCCACCAGGGUUCGGCUGGCCGGCAUGAAAAUCACCCGCCCGUCGGUCUCUGUGGGGCACUAUAAGAUGGUCAAGCACAAGGUCGACCAGGGCAACGAGGAGAACCCGCACAGGUUCGACCUCCUCAUCAGGACCCAGAGAAUGUGGAAGGCGGACGGCAUGAACUCGCUGACCUACACGCUGCUCGAGAGAGCGCUGGAACCCCUCUACACCAACGUGACGGUAGAUGUGGGGGAGGACCCCCGGGCAAAGAAACCCCUCCGAAACCGGGGUCCGACCCCUCCAGCAAUCAGGCGCUACGUCAACGUGACCAGCAACCCCCCUAUCGACAGCCAAAUCAAGAAGCCCAACGAUAAUCCCACCAACGACUCUGCUAUCAAUGGGGCAGAACUAUUUGCAGAAGGAAUUAAGGGCCCCGCUGUGGCCCCGGCUCCGGUGGUUGCCGAGAAAGUGCCCCUGCCCGGGGCAAAUGACCCAGACAGAGCAAUAGGGCAGGAGCAGCAGAUACGAGAGGUUCGGAGCGCGCAGGAUGAGAAAGGGAAAGAAGCAAAGGCCGAGGUACAAAAAGUGCAAGCUCAGGGGGCACAGAGCAGUCCUCCCGUCUAAAGGAACUGGGCGGGGCCUCUCUCAAAGCUUCUGAUUGGUUGCUGCUGCUCGGAGACGAUUAGGGCGGGAGUCGGAUGCUUCUACCUGCGUGCUGUCUUUUAUUUUUGUGUUAUAUUUGCAGCAGUGAGAGCUGAAUGUGGGAGAUUAUGGGAUGUCGUUGUUGCCCUGGAGAUUAUGGGAUGUCGUUGUUGUUGCCGCCAGCGCCAUUCCUUAGCCAGGAGCUCGGGUAUAAUGGCCGACCCCAUUCCUACAGCAGGGGAAUGUGUGCCUCUGGGGGUGCCUUCUCCCAAAAACUGAUCCCCCCCACCCAGAGACUGCUAAUGGGGCCAGCGGGCCCCCUGGAUAUAUAUGAAGGAUAUUGCCGCCAAUGUAAUGCCCUUAGCUGCUGGGGGAUCCCAAAAUGGCCGACCAAUUGGGGAUCCCCAAGGCAACAAUAAUCCUAUAAAAUCAUUUUAGGCCUCAGGAGAAGCUGUAGGCGGGGGUGGGAGGAGCUUCCCUUUCCCCAAACCAAUGUCACUACUGUGCUGUUUCAUAAAUAACCGGUGCCUCGGGGGUGGGAUUGAGGAGGGGGGGUACAGGAGCCACUGUGAAUAUAGAAGCUACGCUGCCUUGUCCCUCAGCACUGCCUCACCAAAUCCAGUACAGGCGGCAGCGGCUGCCCUACAGCCGGAGAUAGCAAGGUUGUACAUAGAAACGAUGGCUAUAUUUUUUAAAGGGUAACUUAACGUUCGGUGCUGUGCACUGACCACUAUAGUAGAAUCAUUCCCCCCCCCUCCCCGAUUCUGAUUCCCAGAGGGAAUGAUGGGAAAAAAAAUCGAAUCUUCUGUCCCACGCCGAACACGUUGGUGUCGUUCUUGCAGGAAACGAGUACGAAUGCGUCAGUAUUUAUUCGCCGGAAUAAAAAAAAAAGUGUUUUCAAUCCGGACCCCUUCAGGGCGGCCCCCCGGCUGGACCCUCUCUGUAGGGGGACGGGGGCCACGAUGUAUUCACUUGACUGAUGUCCAACCAGGAAUCUGCCUCUGAUCUUAUUUAACAGGUUUUAUGGGUAAUUUAUUGAGAGAAAUAUAUAUAUAUAUUGUAUAUAGCGCCACGCACUGACCCUUCUCAGUGGCAUUUCACGAUGAACUGUGGUUGAAGUGAUUUCAUUUAAAUUAAAGUCAAUAAAAUGCUUUUUUUUUUUUUUUUAAUUAA
Xenopus tropicalis (tropical clawed frog) is the source of this 2711-nucleotide messenger RNA. NCBI's taxonomy places the organism in Eukaryota, Metazoa, Chordata, Amphibia, Anura, Pipidae. The record is from RefSeq and is a predicted model, not a curated record.